Messenger RNA from Arachis duranensis, 16897 nucleotides. RefSeq names its product midasin. The transcript is spliced from 77 exons. Gene Ontology annotation, cellular component: preribosome, large subunit precursor; nucleus. The record is from RefSeq and is a predicted model, not a curated record. Gene Ontology annotation, biological process: ribosomal large subunit assembly; rRNA processing. NCBI's taxonomy places the organism in Eukaryota, Viridiplantae, Streptophyta, Magnoliopsida, Fabales, Fabaceae. Gene Ontology annotation, molecular function: ATP binding; ATP hydrolysis activity. The coding region runs from base 287 to 16558 and encodes 5423 amino acids.
AAACAAAUACUUAUUAGGGUUUAAGGCAGUGUGUUGUCACAAACAAGGGUUUAAGCAGUUGCAGUUUCGUUGAAGCUUUGAACCCUUUCUUUCACACACAGCACACAACAGAGUCUCCCCUUCGGCGUAGCAGCGGCAUCUCCUCCUCUCCACUCACACAAUUUUCCCCCUCUCAUCAUUUAAACUAAUUUUCAAUUUUUACUUAUAUAUAUAAAUUAUAAUUUUCUUUCUGUUUUUCUGUGUUUACCCUGUUACGUGUGGUGCAAAGUUUUCUUUUCAGGGUUUAAUGGCGUUAGAUGGUAGCUUUAAUGUGCAAGCUUCGCUUCGGAGGUUUCUUGAUAGAUGCCCUAAACUUGAAUCACUUCCGAAGUUUGAUUCUUUAGCACACAAGGGACAGUUGAUCACAGAAGAUGAAGUAGUUGAUAUGUUGGUGGGGGUGUUUCUUCACCCCAAUUAUACAAUUCCUUUGAUGGGGUGUUUCCGUCCAAUUGCUCGAAAUUUUGUAGAUAAAGCUAUUGCCUUGCUUCGUCUUGUACAGAAUUUGAGUUCUAAUGCUGAGGAUACUGUUCUGGAAAAUGAAGUUUUGGAUGAAGUUGUUGAUGUCAUAGAGUUUUAUAGUAAACGAAAAAGGGGUUUAGAUCUCCAUGAGCAUGCUUGUUUGGCCUUCUGUCGUGCUUUUGACAUGUUUCCUUUUUUACUGAGUUCCAUAUUAAGGUAUUUUGAUUUUGCUCCUCCUCCAUUUCAGAGACUUUUAGGGAAACAAGUUAAGGUUGAGAUCCAUGCGUUGUGUGUUUACCGAAUAUCAUACCGCCUCCUCCUAGUGGAACCUGAUUUUUUCUCAAAGCGUUGGGACUGGUCUUAUUUUUUGAGUCUUAAAAAAGAGACUCAAAAACCGGACCUUGCAUGGUGUGCAGUACAAAUAUUAGGAGUUUUGCUCAAAUUGGGUUAUAAAGCUACAGAAAGCUUGAGUAUUGGAGCUGAGGAAGCAUUUGUGUGCCUAUUACGGUGGGAAGAGUUCUGUCAGGACACAUCACUAGAGAAAGCUAGCUGGUAUAUUGAGCCAGUUCCAGAUUCUGUGUCUGUUUCUCCCAACAAAAGCACAGAUUUUAAUGGAGAGUCCUGUUCACAAUCUUUUGGCUUUAACUCUCUGUCUGUUAGCUCACCAAAGUGUCAUGAGUUGCCGCCACCUUUUAAGAGUCAACGUGUGGUUAAAGGGGCUGGCAUAUCAGGAAGUAAUACAUUCAUAUUGACCUCAUCGUUGAAGAAAAGCUAUGAAAGAAUUCUAUUGGCAGUUAGUCAGAAGUGGCCUGUUCUUUUAUAUGGCCCCUCUGGCUCUGGGAAAUCUGCUUUUAUUGCCAAGCUAGCUCAGGAUAGUGGAAACAGAGUUCUAUCUAUCCAGAUGGAUGAUCAAAUUGAUGGUAGAACAUUGGUUGGAAGUUAUGUAUGCGCAGAUAGGCCUGGGGAAUUCAGAUGGCAACCUGGGUCACUAACUCAGGCUGUGCAGAGUGGUCGUUGGAUUGUUUUUGAGGACAUCGACAGAGCACCAUCUGAUGUACAAGCCAUUUUAAUGCCUUUAUUGGAAGGGGCUGCUUCGUUUAUGACAGGACAUGGAGAGGUAAUAAGGGUGGCAGAAAGUUUUCGAAUGUUUUCAACUGUUUCCGUUUCAAAUUUCGACAAUGCAGGUCAACUUAGUGUGCUUUGGAGAAGAGUGAUGAUUAGGCCACCAGAUAAUGAAGAUCUGCGAGAGAUAGUCAAACUGAAAUAUCCCUCUUUGGAGCUCCAAGUUGACAAAAUUACAGAAACCUUCGAAAGAGUUAACUCUUUUUCCCAGUUAAUUGCUGGCUUUCAUGCUGGAACUUCUGCUUCUGGUGAUGGUGACAAAAGAUUCUCAUUAAGGGAUCUCCUUAAAUGGUGCAACAGGAUUGUAGGCUUAGGUUUUUUCUUUGGAAGUAGCUUAUCGGAAUACCAACUUUAUUGUGUAUAUAGAGAGGCUGUUGAUGUUUUUGCGACAUAUUCAACCUCAGUUAAAAACCGGUUGUCUAUAAUGAAAGAAAUAGCAAAGUUGUGGAGGGUACCAGUUUCUGCAGCUGAGACCUUGUAUCCCCAUGACAAACCUAUAAUUCAGGAUUCUGUCACAGAUUUAACCAUAGGCCGAGUUUCUCUCCAAUACACUAAAAAACCUUUACGUGAGAAUAUAAGACCUUUGGUAGAGAUCCGGAGUUCGCUGCAUGUAUUAGAGCGCAUAGCGUGCUCUGUCAAGCAUAAUGAGCCUGUACUCCUAGUUGGAGAAACUGGUACAGGGAAGACUACACUUGUUCAGAAUUUGGCUGUAAGGCUUGGUCAGAAGCUUACUGUUCUGAACAUGAGUCAGCAAAGUGAUGUUGCGGACUUGCUUGGGGGUUUUAAGCCUGUUGAUGCACAGUUUGUAUAUUUCCCUCUGUAUAAUGAGUUUGUGGAUUUAUUUUCCAGGACAUUCUCUAAAAAGAGCAAUAAGGACUUGCUUAGUCGUCUAGAGGUUUUUUUAAUUGAUAAGAAUUGGGAAAUGCUGCUCAAAGGAAUUCGGAGCGUUUCGAAGUCAGUUCAGCUUCGAAUAACUGCACCUUCAGAAAAGCGUAAAAAACUAAAUGAAGAACAAAUUCAAGCUUGGGAGAGAUUUUCUACAAAACUUGACAGAGUCUGCGAAAGUAAUUCGUCUUCAGGGAUGAUGUUUUCUUUUGUGGAAGGAACUUUUGUAACUGCUCUUAGAAAUGGUGAAUGGAUUCUACUUGAUGAGUUGAAUUUGGCACCUCCGGAGACCUUGCAGAGAAUUAUUGGUGUUCUAGAAGGGGAAAAUGGGGCUUUGUGUUUAGCUGAACGAGGUGAUGUUGAUUAUGUAAAUCUUCAUCCAAAGUUCCGUAUAUUUGCUUGCAUGAAUCCAGCAACAGAUAUUGGGAAGCGGGAUUUGCCAAGGUCUUUGAGAAGUAGAUUUACAGAAUAUUUUGUAGAUGAUGUUUUGGAUGAUGAUGAUUUGAGUCUAUUUGUUAGUCAGUACAUCUCUAUUGGCAAUAAGGGUCAAAAGCUGGUAAAUAAAAUUGUAAGUUUCUAUAAAUCAGCAAAGAAAGAUUCUGAAGAGAGGUUGCUGGAUGGUGCUGAUCAGAGCCCUCAAUUCAGUUUAAGGUCUCUUUAUCGUGCUCUAGAAUAUACAAGGAUAGCAGAGAGAAGAUUUGGAUUUCAAAAGGCAUUAUACGAUGGCUUUAGUAUGUUUUUCCUCACAUUGUUGGAUGUACGCAGUACUGAAAUAAUGAGGCAAAAGAUAUCUUCUCUACUUUUAGGAGGGCAUAUACCUCCAGAUGACACCUAUUUAACCUUCAAAUCUGAAAGUGACUAUAUUUUAACCAAGAGUGUCAAGGAGCAUCUUCGGAAUUUGGAUCGUGCUGUUCUCAUAAAGAGAUAUCCCGUCCUCUUACAGGGUCCCACAUCUAGUGGAAAAACUAGCCUUGUUCGGUAUCUUGCUGCAUUAACUGGUCAUGAGUUUGUAAGAAUAAAUAAUCAUGAACACACUGAUUUGCAAGAUUAUCUAGGUUCUUAUAUAACUGACACUAGUGGAAAGCUUGUUUUUAAUGAAGGUGUUUUGGUUAAAGCUGUAAGAAAUGGUUACUGGAUUGUAUUGGAUGAGCUUAACCUGGCUCCAUCUGAUGUGCUGGAGGCAUUGAACCGAUUGCUUGAUGAUAACAGAGAGCUUUUUGUUCCUGAACUGCAAGUAACAAUUAAAGCACAUCCAGACUUUAUGCUUUUUGCCACUCAAAAUCCACCAUCUUAUAAUGGGCGUAAAAUUUUGUCCCGUGCAUUUCGUAAUCGUUUUGUAGAGAUUCAUGUUGGUGAAAUUCCUGAUGAUGAGCUGAGUACAAUUGUGGCAAACAAGUGCAAAAUUCCUGAUAGUCGUGCAAAAAAAAUGGUUGGUGUCAUGCAUGGGCUUCAGACACAGGGUUCUAGUAAAAAAGACUACAAACAGUUUGCUGUUCGUCAUGGAUUCGUUACUCCUCGGGACUUGUUCCGUUGGGCUGAUCGUUACAGGAAAUUUUGUGUGUCUACUGACGAUUUGGCCAAAGAUGGUUAUUAUCUUUUGGCUGAAAGGCUACGGGAUGAGGAUGAGAAGUCUGUUGUUCGAGAAGUUCUAGAAAAGCAUCUAGGGGUUAAACUGAACAUAAAUAAUUUGUACGAUCAGAUACCUCCUGGAGGCAACAAUUAUUCCAAUUUGGAUGUUGUGAAAGGAUGUUCGGAGAUUCUUCAUAGUGUAUUCUUGACCAAAAGCAUGCAGAAGUUGUUCUUCCUUGUGGAGCGCUGCUUUCAAUUACGUGAACCUGUAUUGCUUGUUGGUGAAACGGGUGGAGGGAAGACUACUGUAUGUCAGUUACUAAGUGCCUAUUUGCAGUUGAAGUUACAUAUUUUGAACUGUCAUAAGCAUACAGAAACAUCUGACUUCAUUGGGGGGUUCCGUCCUCUAAGAGAGAGAUCUAGACUGAUUUCUAACUAUAAAGAGAUCGUUGAACAACUGAAGAAGCUAGAGGGAUUUAGAUACUUUCCUGAAGAGCCAUUAGUUUCUUCUGACAUAGAGCAAGCUGCCUCAACCCUUGAUCUGCUUAAUGGCAUGAUAAGGAAAUAUAAAGAAGGUCAAAUUCAGAUUCCUGAUGUCAGCAGGGAAGAUCUUUGUGCUUUUGAGCAGUUAAAGUUUGAGCUCGAUGUCUUGCACAAGAAGUGGCAGAGCAUAUUUGAAUGGCAGGAUGGUCCCCUUGUAAAAGCAAUGAGAGGGGGUGAUCUCUUUCUUGUUGAUGAGAUAUCCUUGGCUGAUGAUAGUGUACUUGAGAGAUUGAAUAGUGUGUUGGAGCCAGAAAGGAUGCUGUCUUUAGCUGAAAAAGGAGGGUCUAAUAUGGAGAAAGUAACUGCACAUUCAAAUUUCUUUGUUCUUGCUACAAUGAACCCCGGUGGUGAUGUUGGAAAGAAGGAACUAUCUCCGGCUCUGCGCAAUCGCUUCACAGAGAUAUGGGUUCCUCCUGUUAGCGAUCUAAAUGAGCUUGAAGGCAUUGCGCUGAGAAGAAUUUCCAAGCUUAAAAAUGCGGGAAACAUAAAGGAAGAUUAUCGUGAAAGGCUCCUGGAAGUUGUUAAUGCUAUGAUAAGUUUUUUUGAGUGGUUCAACCAAAUACAUCCUAGCAGAAGGCUUACUGUGAGAGAUCUCAUUUCUUGGGUUGACUUUUUGGAUGUAAUGGAAGAAACCUUAGGUCCUGAAUAUGCACUUCUUCAUGGAAUCUUUCUUGUUUUGCUUGAUGGAUUAAGUCUAGGCACUGGAAUUUCAGAAAGGUAUUCUAAAGAGCUAAGGGAGAGAUGUCUAUAUUUUCUUCUGCAAAAGCUGAGAGUUGAUGAAGGCAAUUUGUUACAUUCGAAGCUUUCAAGAAUGGAAAGUUAUGGAUGGGGUGAAUUUGCCGCAACUUCAAAUAUCUUGCAUAUUGACAAUUCUCAAAUUGAUGCUUUAUUUGGCAUCGAUCCAUUCUAUAUCAAGAAAGGUUCUGGCCAUUGUGAGGAUGGCUAUUUUGAUUUCAAGGCACCAACUACCCGCAAAAAUGCCUUUAGAGUUUUGCGUGCGAUGCAGCUUUCAAAGCCUGUUCUACUGGAAGGUAGUCCUGGUGUUGGUAAGACAAGUUUAAUCAUGGCUUUGGGGAAAUGUUCUGGGAACAGAGUGGUACGGAUAAACCUAUCUGAACAGACUGAUAUGAUGGAUCUAUUAGGAUCUGAUUUACCAGUGGAAAGUGAUGAAGGCAGGAUGUUUUCCUGGUCCGAUGGGAUACUAUUGCAGGCCCUCAGGGAAGGCUGUUGGGUUUUGCUAGACGAGCUUAAUCUUGCUCCACAACCUGUUUUAGAGGGUUUAAAUGCUAUUUUGGAUCACCGAGCUGAGGUAUUUAUACCAGAGCUAGGAAAUACCUAUAAAUGUCCACCAUCGUUUAGAGUUUUUGCCUGUCAAAAUCCAUCACAUCAAGGUGGUGGCCGGAAAAGCCUUCCAAGAUCAUUUCUAAAUCGUUUCACCAAGGUAUAUGUAGACCAGUUAGUUGAGGAUGACUAUCUGUCAAUUUGUGAAUCAAAAUAUCCAACUAUCCCCACACCUUUACUCUCAAAGUUAAUAUUAUUCAAUCAAAGGAUGCAUGAAGAGACCAUGUUGCAUCAUAAGUUUGCUAAGGAUGGUCUUCCAUGGGAGUUUAAUCUGCGUGAUGUUUUUCGAUCUUGUGAAAUAAUUGAAGGGUCACCCAAGAAGAUGGGAGAAUAUUCUUUCUUGAACAUUGUCUAUAUUCAGAGAAUGCGUUCUCCAGCUGACCGCAAGGAAGUUUUAAGGCUUUUCACUGAGGUAUUUGGGGUGACGCCGUUUAUAAAUCCAUAUCCUCAUGUUAAGCUUGAUUCAAGUCAUUUAAUUGUGGGGAAUGCUACUGUUAAGAGGAGUCAAGUCCAGUUAUCUGUGCCCAACAAAAGUAAGCUUCUUAUACUUCCGGAAAUUUGUCAAAGUUUGGAAGCUAUUGCUCAGUGUGUAGAGCGCCAAUGGUUAUGCAUCUUGAUUGGCCCCUCAAGCUCGGGGAAAACUUCAUUGAUAAGAUUACUUGCUAAUCUCACAAGCAAUGUACUUAAUGAAAUAAAUCUUUCAUCUGCAACUGAUAUCUCUGAAUUGCUUGGAUCUUUUGAACAAUAUGAUGCCCUACGUAAUUUUCACUGUAUUGUUGUUCAAGUUGGGCACUUUUUUAAUGAGUACAGCAAUUUGCAAUUGGAGGCUUCAAAGGAAUUAAUUUUUAGGCACAGAGAUUUAUGUAGAAGAUGGACUACUUUCUUGUCCAGCUUGAACUUUGACAGCUUGGCUGCUUCUGCUUCAAAUUAUUUCGAAAACUGGAAGCAAGUUGUUUGUUCUCUUAGUUUGCUUGCUGAGAUAAUUGAACAGCUUAAGUUGAAUUUAGAAAAUAAUCCUCUUCCUGUAUCCUAUUCUACCAAGGAUCUAGAUUUGGUAUUGAAGACAAUUUUGAAGCUGAAAGCAGAUGAUCAGAAAAGAUUGAUUUCUACCAAGUUUGAAUGGGUUACUGGAUUAUUGAUAAAGGCUAUAGAGAGAGGUGAAUGGAUUGUCUUGGACAAUGCAAAUCUAUGCAACCCUACGGUUCUUGAUAGAAUUAACUCUUUGGUGGAACCUAGUGGCUCAAUUGUGGUCAAUGAGCGUGGAAUUGUUGAUGGGAACCCCUAUGUUGUCCAUCCACACCCAAAUUUCCGCCUGUUUCUCACGGUGAAUCCCCACUACGGUGAAGUUUCUCGGGCAAUGCGAAAUAGGGGUGUUGAAAUAUUUAUGAUGCAGCCUUAUUGGGCAUUGAAUGAUACAGUUGGAUACAACUGUGAGAAUGAAGAACUCAAAGAUGUGAAGAGAUUUCUUGUUUUGUCUGGUAUCCCUGUUGCUCCAAUCGUUGACUACAUGGCAAGAGCCCACAUUUAUGCUAAGAAAGAAGGUUCAGAGAUUAAUGUUCGCAUAACCUAUCUUGAGCUGUCGCAUUGGAUUCAUCUUUUUCAGCAACUUCUUAUGAAUGGCUGUCAUCUCAUUUGGAGUCUGCAAAUAAGUUGGGAACACACAUAUAUCUCCUCAUUUGGUGAUGUUAAAGGAGAGAAAAUAAUAAAUUUCGCAAAAACAGCGUUUUUAUCCGAAAGUAAUUUGUGUGGAUAUGGCUGUUAUCCAGACUUUCCUUUAGGUUUACCCGGUGGAUGGCAAGUGCCAUUGAGGUUAGUGGAUUAUACAUGCUACUCAAGAGAAGCGUGCACUAAACAAGAUUGCAUGUAUCUGGAGUUUCUUGGUAGGCAGUUUGCUGCACAACAAUAUCAAAUUGCUCGGAAAAAGUACUCAACAACUUCUCCGCAAACUUCUCUUGCCUGUUGGAACCACUAUUUUGUAGAUAUAAAGACAUUGCAAGAAAUUAUGUUUCCAAAGUCUUCCAAAGUCGUUUUUGCAGAAUAUGAAAAGGAAACUGAAAUUGACUUGGAGAUGACAAAUAAAAUGCUAUCCUUUGCUGCCAGCUGGACAUUUGAGCAGGCAACUGAAAAUGACUUUAAGUAUUAUCUGCUCUGGUUUAAUUGGUUUGGUUCUCAGUUGCAGCCCUUCUGUCAGUUCUUCCAUGACUUUAUUAAGUUGAUGAAGAAAAUGAUGGAGCAUCCAAUUUGGAAAUACAUUGCAUGCUGUGACCCACUUGAUUUUGGUUUGCAGUCAAUUCCUAUGUUGUCAUUUGAUUUAGUUGAUUUGGUUGCAUCGAAUAGCCAAAUUAACUAUAUCUGUAAUGCCAUUCGCUGCAUUGAUCCAUUAAGGUUAACUUUGCAGCAGCAAUAUUCUGAGAGCGAGCAUAGUUUUACUGAUGGAGCUAGGUUCUUUGUUCCACUUUUGAAAUCUCUUCAUGUAUUGGAAGAUGAGUUCCUUAAUAAACUUGUUACUUCAAGUCCUAAGCUAAUUGAGUGUUCAACAUUUGAUUAUUUAAUACAGUCCUACACUAACCUUAUUGAGGAUCAUGUGCUAUUUUGGCAACACCUGAUUUCUUCAAAGUUUGAUCUAUUGCUAAUUUCUUGGCAUUCUUUGGUGAAAGAUGCUGGAAAACUAAUGAAGAUCUGUCCAGAAGUGGUAGAGAAUUUUCUGAUGGAGAGCAAAAAUUUGGAGGGGUAUUCUUUUCCGGAAAAAUCCUUGCUGUGGAUUUAUGGUGGUCACCCGUUUUUGCCCUCUUCCUCUGCUUUACAUGAUAAACAACAACAACUUUUAAACUUUGUUGAAAGGUUUUGGCCACGAAAGACAGCAUCUGCUAAUCAAGAAUCAGGACAUCUCCUUGAUGUUGUUGCAUCAUUUGAUCAAGAUCUUCGCUUUGGUGUGAUGGAAGCUGUUUCAAUGUCACCAUUUAUAAUGGAGAAAUGGGGUCAUGAUGGUGAUGAUCUGCAAAUUGUUAAGCAGUUGGAGGAGAUGUAUCAGAUGCUGUUAAGAAGGUUUGAACAUGAAAAAAAGAAGUUGCAGAUGAAUACAGGACACAGAGACUCUUCAUCUGUUGUAGAAAGUUCUGCUUCUUGUUGUUCAUUUACUCCCGAAAUGUUGUGUCAAAUGUCAGGAUUUGAGAGUUUGCAGGAUACAUUUCCACCACUGGAUUAUACCAGUUUAUUCUGGGAUAUGGAGUUGCUACAGGAGCUCACCUCAAUUCACUGGGAUGAUUUCAAAGGGGCAGACCGAAUUAUGGACUAUCUUACAAUCAAUCUGGACAAUGCAUUAAAGUUUUCAUUGCGUUUAUCAUCAAUCCCUCCACAAAUGUUUUCUCCCCAAAGAAAGAUAUUGUGGAUCCUGAGUGAAUGGACCUCGGUGGAUGCAGGGAUUAAGAAGAUUGCAAGCUUUAUUCUAGAGAUGUGGUUUACGUGGCAUGAAUCAUUGUGGAUAUGCUUUCCUGACUUCAUUAAGAAUUUCUCAAAGGUUGAAGGUUUUGAUGUAAGCAGUGUUGCUAUACCCCCCAUACUCGUGCAGCCCGUCAAUGCAUCAACUGUUUUCCAUAUCACGAAAAACACUCGUGCUAUCAAGGAACUUCCAGUGCAAUGUCAUAAGUUUAGAGUUACAAUGUCUAAUUUGUGGCGUUGCUCUUGUCAUGGACCUGAUCUAUCCAGCUUUCUUUUAUUAGCGGCCCGUGCUCUUCUUCAACAGAUUGUCUAUGCGCACAAGAAAUCUUUUGAUGUGGAUCAGUUCGAAGGAAUCAAGUCUAGUUUCUGUUCUUUAGAGAAUAAUGCAGUCACGGAAGAAGGAAUCAAUUUGGUGAGCACUCUCAUUGCUUCUUCAAGCCACCAUAGAUUGAAAAACUCAGUGCCCAAAAUCAUUGUUCCGCUGCUUAGUGAGCUGUAUCUUCAGUCUAAUUCUGAUGAUUUCAGUUAUAGCAUUGGUUGUGCAUGGGUACAUAUUGGAGGAUUACGCAUUCAUCUGCUGCUUAGCAGCUAUAAUGUUGAUCCUGCCGUUAAGUACUCUUGCAAGUAUUCUCAUAUUGAAGAAAUGGUAUCAUCACUUGAACUUGAAAUUCAGGUGCGGAAAGAAUGUGGGUAUUUAUCAGGACAGUUUUUCACAAGAGAAGCUGAUAAAAGGAAGGCAGAAAGGCUAGAAAAGCUUCAAGCAGAACAUAUGAAGCUUCAAAGAAAGAUUGUCUUCCGCCCUGAACCAUGGAAAUACAAGAGGUUAAUGAAUGAAUGUAAUGAGUUUCUAAAACAACUUGCUUUGUUGGAAGAUUUGAAAAGCAGUAUUAAAGUAAAGGAAUUUCAACAGGUUGCUGAUCGGGCUCGGAACUGGCAGGAAACAGCAACACGUUUCAUUGAUCGGUUGACGGAUGAAUACGUUUGUUUUAAUGAUAUUAUUCAACCAAUUCAAGUUGCUGUGUAUGAGAUGAAAUUCGGAUUGUCACUGAUUCUGUCAAGUAGCUUGGAAAAAGAAUAUCUUGCUAGACUUGGGCUUGAAAACAUCAUCCUGGAUAUGGAAAUACUAUACACAAUUAUGCGCUUCCCGCAUGCAACUUCACGCAAGUUUAUCUCUCUUAGGAAUGACAUUAGACAUGACAUGCAUCUAUCAUACACACUUGAUUUUGGUAAAGGAUUUUACUCGCUUGAUAUUGCUUUAAUGGAAAGGCUUAUGUCUCUCUCCAGUGGCAUUGCUGCUAAUAUGAAGGUAUCUUCAUUGCAAUAUCGAGCUUCUGUCUAUCAGAACAUUCUUGUUCAGCUUGCACAUUCCAUAGCACAUGCAAAAGUAAUGGAUGUUAAAACUUAUAUGCUCUUGCACAAGAUAUUUGAUGAGUUUGCAACCCUUUGGAUGGGUAUGAAAGUUCAUGCUAAGUCCAAAAGUGAUUAUGAAUCUCAGCAAUACAAGUUUAAACCUCGAGCUUUCCAAAUCGAGAGUGUUAUUGAAGUUGACAUGCCAAUUCUUGCAAAAUUAAGUGCAACUGAAACCUUUUCAGAAUGGGAACAAUUUUCUUCCGAGGAAAAACCCAAUGAUACAACGGAACAGUCAAUGGAAUGUGAAAUAUUGGAUGAAGAAUGGAAGGAACUGGAAGAGUCUAUUGUUAGCAAUGUGGUUCUCAUUCACAACCAGUUAUUUGGAUCUAGUGAUCUUGUCCAGACUUCGGGAUCUUUCAAGGUUUCUAAUGAAGAUUGGUUGCAUUCCUUCAGUGACUCAUAUUCUUUGGGAAUUGAUUUAAUGAAAGGAAUCCAUUCUUCAAUUUUGCCCAGAUUAGAUGUUAAACUGAUGCCAGAGCACUUACUUUAUCUCUGUUUAGACUAUCAGAGGAAGUUUAUUUCAUCUCACAAAUCUGACACCAGAUACAAUUUUUACAAGGAUCCAAAUGCUCCAGAGAUGGCAAAUAUGUUGAAAGUACUUGCACCUCUCCAUCGGGAGAUCCUAUCCGUGCUAAAUGAGUGGGAAAAUCAUAAUGAUCUCCAGAAAAUUUCAGACGUAAUUGACAUGCUCUUGUCUCUUCCUUCGAAUAUCCCGUUAGCAAAGGCCUUCUCAGGAUUGCAGUUUCUACUGCACAAGGCUCAACUUAUGCAAGAACGUGGUUCAAAGUUCCCCUUCCCAGACAAAUUGAAUAAUAUUUAUGAUCUAUUGUCGUCAUGGCAAAAGAUAGAACUGGGCUCUUGGCCUGGUUUGCUUGAUGAGGUGAUGCAUGGAUAUGAGCAUAAUGCUGGCAAAUUAUGGUUUCCUCUGUAUUCGAUUCUUCAGACCAGUUCUCCAUGUGCACAAUCCAUUGUCCAGAGCCUGGAAGACUUCAUUCAAACAUCCAGCAUUGGUGAAUUUGGGAAACGUCUCCAGCUUCUUUUUGCUUUCCUUAAACAAAACCAUACAAGUGUGUGCCUAGAAUAUGAUUCCAGGUCUUUUCGAAUUAAGCAGUUGGGAUACUUAUACAAUAUAUUUGGUUUUUAUGUGCAGUUCUUACCAAUUGUAUUGAAGUACAUUGAUGCCAGUAAGAAAGAAAUUGAGACUGAACUAAAAGAAUUGGUAAAACUAUGCCGAUGGGAUGAUAGUAAGAGUUAUGCAUCCAUUGAGAAGUUGAAGAAGAGCCGGCAAAAGCUGAAGAAGCUUAUGCAGAAGUAUACUGAUGUUCUGCAAGAGCCAGUGUUGUUAUUCCUCAACCAAGAAGCUGCACAAAGAGGAGCCAAAGCUCAAUCUUUUCGUGGGCACAAGCUUAUUUAUGAUGUUAUAAAUAAGGGCUUGCUCAGUGGUGCAGUUGAUUUGACAUUGUUCAGUGGUGAAAACAGAUCACUGUGGUUUGAGAAAUGUGGUGAAAAAUUGGAUAAAGCUUUGCAGAAUUUACAGCUUAAGAGAAAUGUGCAAUUUUCGUCAACAACAUAUGAUGAUAUUGGAAGCGUAUUCAGAGCUUGUGGUGUCUCCCAGCAUAAACUUCACUUGCAGGGAUGGAAAGACAUGUGGAAUAUGAUCGAAAACAUAUAUGACACAGCUGUUCACUGUGGUGAUAUUUGGAACAAAGAAAAAAAGAGUCGUGGAAAGAGAAGAGCUUUGUCCGAUCUACUUAAGCUUUUAGAGAGCAGUGGGUUGUCACGACACAAGUCUGCAUAUGAGGAGGAUCAGCAUAAAUCUUGGUGGUUUCUUGAAAUUUUUGGGAACGUGGAUCAUUUACUAUUAACAAAUAGUAAGCUACCUCUUAUAACAUCAGAAGAUGCUGCUAAAAUUGAAGAUAAGAAUGUCCCGGAAGAAAGCAUGCUUAUAGAAUGGAAGACAGCUAGUGAACAUUAUUUCAGAAGUGUUAUCUCUGUGCUUUUUUUGCAGCAGAUAUGCCUUAAUCCUCAUAAAGAUAUAACUCUUGAACAGGUUGAUAGGUCCAAUUCUUUUCUCAAUCAACUCAUUGGAAUACAAAAGAAUCAACUGGCUUCUGCCAGUGAUUUUGGCAAGCAAUUGAAAUGUUUAAGAGAAUGUGUUUAUACUCUGGCAAAUUUGUUUAAAGUCUCCUUGGAUGCUGAUAACAGUACUGUUGAUAUGUGUUCUAUUAUUCCAAAUCAGUUUGCCACUUAUAAAUGCCUGUGGCAACAAAAACAAUUAUUUGAUAGUCUAUGUGCUGUGUCACAUGAGCAAAUGCUUUUGUUAAGGACAUUAGAGCAUAGCCAUUUACGCACUUGUGAAAGAGCAUGUUCUUCAGCCAGUCAGAUGAUUGCUUAUAUUGACGAAUUUUUACCGUCGUUCUGCAAAUCAAAGGAAUCAUUGGAUCGUUACCUGAUUGGGGGGACGAAAGCUGUCACUGCAUUGACUUCAACCACACACAUUUGCAUUGUUACACAAGAUAUGGAGCAGCUGUUAACCGAAAAUUUCAAGGCUUUAAAUGUGUUCAACUCACGUCUUCUAGAACUGUGGGAGCAUGAUCCUGAUAGGUGCAAAGUCAAAGAAAUUUUGAUUCAUCAAUUUCAAGAAAUAAUUGAGAAGGCAAAAUUAAUUGAGGAAGAGUUAGCCAUUGCGAAAAUGGAAAGUUCCAUUCCUGUAGAGUCAUCUGCUAAACAUAGCUCUGAUGGAAAAAGCUGUGAAGAGCUCAAUGCUGACUUCGAUCAGGCCCUUGCGUCUACAUAUCAACAUAUUGCAACUGUUUUCCAAAAUAUAUGUUUGUCUAGCAACAUCCCUACUGUUGAAGAGUCCAUGGUAAAUCUUGGUACGGGGGAAUUGCUAUUUCAGUCAUUUGUUGCAAAUCUCAGCUUGGACAUGCUGUGUGAUAAGAUUUUCAAAACAGUUGCUUUUGGGGAGAAGUUGGUCAAUCAUGCUGACAAUAAAGUCAACAGCUAUUCUUGCAAAGUAGGAGCCAGCUUUAGAGAUCUACAUAUGCUCAUGGACCUAUUGCUGAAUUUCAGUAAAGAGCUCAUGGAAAAUUUCUUAGACAUGCACAGAUCUGUUUCAGUUACAACUCAUGUGAUUGCAACUAUUUUAGCAUCUUUGUUUUCGGAAGGUUUUGGAGUAUCUAGUGAAAACCGGGAUGAAGAUGGUAACCUCAAAUCAUCUGAAGAUGCUAAUGGAACUGGCAUGGGGGAGGGUGUAGGACUGAAUGAUGUCAGUGAUCAGAUUAAUGACGAAGACCAGCUGCUGGGAUCCCGUGACCAGCAAAAUGAAAAAUUAAAUGACUCCAAGGAUGUCCCUAGUAGCAAUAAUUCUGGUAUUGAGAUGGAACAGGAUUUUACAGCUGAUGCAGUAAGCCUAAGUGAGGACUCAGGGGAUGACGAAGAUAUUGAUGGUGAGAAUGAUGAACUUGAAUCUGAAAUGGGGCCAACUGGGCCAGAUAGUGAAGCAGUUGAUGAGAAAUUCUGGGAUAAGAACGAAGAUGAAACUCCGAAUGAUUCAAAUGAAAAAUAUGAAUCUGGACCUUCAGUUAGGGAUCAAGAUGGAAGCACUAAAGAGAUGAGAGCUAAGGAUGAUGCCACAGAUGAAACUGGCAAUGGUAAUUAUGACGAAGGCAAUGCUCAGAAUGAUGAAACUGCGAGCCAAGAUGAAACUGGGGAUGGAGACAAUGUAGAAGAGUUGAAUAUGGACAAGAAAACAGCAUAUUCUGAAUCUACUGGGUUGAUGCCUGAUGAGUUAAAUCAAACUUCUGACAUGGAUGAGGAUUUGGAUAUGGGGGAAGAUGCAGAACCCAUGGAAGAGGGAGAUCCUGAAGGACAAGGUGAGUUAGCUGAGAAUGAAAUGCAAGAAGGGAACCAGGGGGAUGAGACAGGCCUCCCUGAUGAAAUUAUGGAAGAAGCUCAUACUGAAAUUGAUGCAACCACAGAAAAGGAAGAUGUUGGACAGGGCCAAAAGAAUACUGAGAUGGAUCUCAUGGAUCCUAAGAAAGAUACAUCUGAAUCUUCUGGUAUGGUAAACGAUCAAAUUUUCACUGCUAAAUCGUCAUCACAGUCUAAUGUUGAUCGGCAGACUUCCAGUUCUGAAAAUAUAACAGCAGAACCUGAAUUUUCAAAUAGCCAACAUAAUAUUGAUAAUCCUGCUCUCUUGGGAGGCUUUCCUUCUAAUAGUAUGUCUGAGAUGGAUAUUAAGAUGUCAGAUUCAUCAAAUACUGGAGGAAUCAAUGAAAAUCGAUCUGAAUCCCAUCUUCCGCAGAAUGAGCAUUCAUUUAUUCAGGAAAACCAACCUAAUCCUUAUCGAAGUGUAGGGGAUGCACUUGAGCACUGGAAGGAAAGGGUUAGGGUGUCUGGUGAUCUUCAGGAAAAUAACAUGGAGCAGCAUGGUGAAAUGGACGAUGAUAAUGCAGAUGAAUAUGGCUAUGUUUCAGAAUUUGAAAAGGGGACAGAUCAGGCUUUGGGGCCUGCAUCAAUGGAGCAGGUUGACAAAAAUGUUGAUGGUGACACCGAUAAAGAAUGUCUUGCUGGAGAAAAAGAUGCAGCGAUGCAGAUUGAGAAGAAAAAAUCAGAAAUAAAUUCUCUGAGUAACUCCUUGUCUUUCCCCAAAACUGAAAAAAGGGAGCAAAUUAAUAUGCCAGACAUCGAGAAGACGCCAGAUGAGGGGUCAUUUAAACCUGUUACCGGUCAACGUAUUGAUCUUGAAAAUCGCUCUGAAGAUUUGGUUUCUUUCCCGAAAUCAUACUUAAGCGAAAACACAGAAAAAUUAGGACAACUUUCUGUGCAUGACAAUGAUUUGGGCAAAGGUCAAGAUGCUUCUGAUGAUCCUAGUUGUGAGCAUGACGCAACUGCUCUUUGGAGGAGAUACGAGGUUAGCACAACAAAAUUGUCUAUGGAGUUAGCUGAACAAUUGCGCCUUGUAAUGGAACCAACUGUAGCCAACAAGCUGCAAGGUGAUUAUAGAACUGGCAAAAGGAUAAAUAUGAAAAAGGUGAUUCAAUUCAUAGCAAGUUACUAUACUAAAGAUAAAAUAUGGAUGAGGCUGACCAGACCCAACAAGCGUGACUACCAAGUAGUAAUUGCUGUUGAUGAUUCACUCAGUAUGUCGGAGAGUAGUAGUGGUGAUGUUGCUAUCGAAGCUUUGGUCACGGUAUGCCGUGCCAUUUCUCAACUCGAAUUGGGGAGCUUUGCUGUUGCAAGCUUUGGAACCAAAGGAAACAUAAAGUUACUACAUGACUUUGACAGGUCAUUUUCUGUGGAGGCUGGAAUAAAGAUGGUCUCUAAUUUGACAUUCAAGCAAGAGAAUACUAUAGUUGAUGAACCAGUUCUUGAUCUGUUAAAGUAUUUAACCAACAAAUUAGAUUCUGCGGUUGUACAAGCGCGCCUUCCAUCCGGUCAUAACCCUCUACAGCAACUUGUAUUAAUAAUUUCAGAUGGUAUUUUUCAUGAAAAGGAGAGAUUGAGGCGACGCGUUAGAGAUUUAUUGACUAGUAAUCGAUUGGUUAUGUUUUUGGUUCUCGAUAAAUCUGAGAAGUCAAUUAUGGAUCUCAUGGAAGCAUCUUUUGAGGACGGAACGCCGAAGUUUUCUAAGUACAUGGAUUCUUUUCCGUUUCCCUACUAUGUCGUUCUGAGGAACAUUGAAGCACUGCCAAGAACUCUUGCAGACCUACUUAGACAGUGGCUGGAGCUUAUGCAGCAUUUGAAUUGACGCAGUUAUUCAGAGUGCAAGUUCUCUUAUAGAAACAUUUCUAGAUUUUUUUUCUCAAUUCUGUAUAGUAGGCGAAAGAAAAUUGUAUAGUGCUACAAUUUUAUAUAUGCAAGUUUCUAGUCUUUCAACAUAAAAAAAAAAAGUAUGCAAGUUUCUCAAUUGAAACUUGAAUGAAUCGCUUUACACUGGAUAUUUAUUUUAUCAGAAAAAUGCUGCAAUAGUUUCUACAAAGAACUACAUAAAAAACAGAGAUUAGGAAUUGUUGGAAUACAGUGGCAUGUAAUCAAAUUGGGAAGAAUGUAACGCCUUUGAAUACUCAAAAUUAAGCCGACUUCAAAA